AUGUUCAAGCUUGCCCGCGGUCGGCCAAUUGCCGCGGCUUUCAGGGCUGCGACGGAGUCCUCCGUCCAGUCCAGACUGGGUCUGCAGCAGAAGCGAAACCUCUCCAUUCACGAAUACCUGUCCACAAGGCUCCUCAAGUCGUAUGGCGUCGGUGUUCCCAAGGGCGAGGUUGCUCGUACUGCCGAGGAAGCUGAGGCCGUUGCCAAGUCGAUCGGUAACGACGACCUGGUCAUCAAAGCCCAGGUCCUCGCCGGUGGUCGUGGCAAGGGUACUUUUGACAACGGCUUGAAGGGUGGUGUUCGGGUGAUCUAUUCUCCGACCGAGGCCAAGAUGUUUGCCGGCCAGAUGAUCGGACACAAGCUCAUCACGAAGCAAACCGGUGCCGGCGGCCGUAUUUGCAAUUCGGUCUACAUUUGUGAGCGCAAGUUCGCCCGCCGUGAGUUCUACCUCGCUGUCCUCAUGGACCGUGCCACCCAGACCCCCGUGAUCGUGGCCUCGUCGCAAGGUGGUAUGGACAUUGAGGCCGUCGCCAAGGAGAGCCCCGAGGCUAUCAUCACUACCCCCAUCAACAUCAACGUCGGUGUGACGGACGACAUCGCCCGCACUAUUGCGACCGACCUGGGUUUCUCUGAGCAAUGCAUCGAGGAGGCCAAGACCACCAUCCAGAACCUCUACAAGGUCUUCAUGGAGCGCGACGCUACUCAGAUCGAGAUCAACCCCUUGUCGGAGACCUCGGACCACCAGGUUCUGGCCAUGGAUGCCAAGCUGGGCUUUGACGACAACGCCGAGUUCCGCCAGCAGGAGGCUUUCUCGUGGAGAGACACCACCCAGGAGGAUGCCGAUGAGGUCAAGGCUGCUGAGCACGGCCUGAACUUCAUCAAGCUCGACGGUGACAUUGGCUGUCUGGUCAACGGCGCCGGUCUUGCCAUGGCCACCAUGGAUAUCAUCAAGCUCAACGGUGGCAGCCCCGCCAACUUCCUUGACGUCGGCGGUGGUGCCACCCCCGCUGCUAUCAAGAGCGCUUUCGAGCUGAUUACCAGUGACCCCAAAGUCUCCGCUAUUUUCGUCAACAUCUUCGGCGGUAUCGUCCGUUGUGACGCCAUCGCCCAGGGUCUGAUCAACGUCGUGCAGGAGAUGGGUCUGCGCACUCCGAUCGUCGCUCGUCUGCAGGGUACCAACAUGGAGCAGGCUCACAAGCUGAUCAACGAGUCCGGUCUCAAGAUCUUCUCCAUCGAGGACCUCCAGAACGCCGCCGAGAAGUCCGUCCAGUUCUCCAAGGUUGUCAAGAUGGCCCGUGAGAUUGACGUCGGCGUGGAGUUCACCCUGGGCAUCUAA
Messenger RNA from Penicillium alfredii, 1335 nucleotides. RefSeq names its product succinate--CoA ligase (GDP-forming) subunit beta. The coding region runs from base 1 to 1335 and encodes 444 amino acids. The record is from RefSeq and is a predicted model, not a curated record. Gene Ontology annotation, molecular function: succinate-CoA ligase (ADP-forming) activity; ATP binding; metal ion binding. Gene Ontology annotation, biological process: succinyl-CoA metabolic process; tricarboxylic acid cycle. NCBI's taxonomy places the organism in Eukaryota, Fungi, Ascomycota, Eurotiomycetes, Eurotiales, Aspergillaceae. Gene Ontology annotation, cellular component: succinate-CoA ligase complex; mitochondrion. The transcript is spliced from 8 exons.